ACCCCAUCACCCACCACCCCUGCCUGCAGCAACCAGCAAAGCCUCUUUGAUUCUCUUUUUUCAUUUUCAUCUCACCCUCCCAUUCUAAAAACCCAUUUCCUCUUCACAUAAACAAAACCCCUAAUAAUUCCCAUGAUUCCCAACUUCAACAUAAUCCUUAUUAAAUUAAACCCGUGAAUUUAAUUUCUUUUCUUUUCUUUUCUUUUUUUGAUAUCUAUACUAUAAUCUAUCACAUCAAAAUAAAAAAGAAACUAAAAAAUUUAAAAAAGUGGUCAUUCCCAGUUCCCAGUUCCCAGUUCCAGCAAAGGAACACAGUUGGGUUGGGUUGGGUUGUGUGUAUUAUAGUGGAAGCGGUUCGAGAGAGAGAGAGUAAAGAAAGAAGAGAGAGAGAGAGAAAGAGAGAAAUGCCAAGUGUGGCUGUGAAGCUCUACAGCGUCUUCUUCAAGUUCCUCUUGAAGCACCGUUUACAGAACCGGAUUCAGGCACCGCCCGAACACUCCGACGCCUUUGGAGUUACCACCCGACCCGAAGAGUCCGUCGCCGCCGCCAACCCUUCUUUCACCGACGGCGUCGCUACCAAGGACAUCCACAUCGACCCCUUCACUUCCCUCUCUAUCCGAAUCUUCCUUCCCGAAUCGGCACUGACUCCUCCCGAACCUCGUUCCAACCCUAACCACAACAACGCUGCUCGCAAACCUAGGUCCGAUCAUGGAUCUGCAUCCACGCGCGACUCGAACUCGCUUCCAUCGCGCCGCAACAGCUAUGAACCCUCCACUGUUAUGCACAGGGAGGAAUCGAUGCGAAGGAACAGUGCCGGAAACGGCGUGGUUGAGGGUUUGAACUUAAUGUCCAACGGCGUUUACCGGGGAUACUCGCCGGCAGGGGACAAUAGGCGGAAACUUCCGGUGAUGCUGCAGUUCCACGGCGGCGGUUGGGUGAGCGGGAGUAAUGAUUCUGUUGCCAACGAUAUGUUCUGUCGGCGGAUCGCGAAGCUCUGCGAUGUGAUCGUGGUGGCUGUUGGGUACAGGCUGGCACCGGAGAAUCGGUAUCCGGCGGCGUUUGAGGACGGGAUGAAAGUGAUGACUUGGUUAGCCAAGCAGGCGAAUUUAGCGGAAUGUAGCAAGUCGAUGGGGGUUGGGAAGGUUGGUAGUGGAGGAGGAAUUGGUGGUGUCGGCGGCGGUGUUGGUGGGAUUGAGUUCAAGAAACCAGAUGCUCAUAGGCAUAUAGUUGAUUCAUUUGGAGCUUCGAUUGUUGAGCCGUGGUUGGCUGCUCAUGGAGAUCCAUCAAGGUGUAUUCUUCUUGGCGCAAGUUGUGGUGCAAAUAUUGCAGACUAUGUGACUCGAAAAGCUGUGGAAGGAGGCAAACUUCUGGACCCAGUCAAGGUGGUAGCACAGGUCUUGCUGUAUCCAUUUUUCGUUGGAAGUGUGCCCACACAUUCUGAAAUAAAGUUAGCAAACUCCUACUUUUAUGACAAACCUAUGUGUAUGCUUGCGUGGAAACUUUUCCUACCAGAGGAGGAAUUUGGUUUGGACCAUCCAGCCGCUAAUCCCUUAAUCUCGGGACGAGGUCCUCCUUUAAAGCUAAUGCCUCCAACAUUGACAGUGGUGGCAGAACACGACUGGAUGAGAGAUCGUGCCAUUGCUUACUCAGAGGAGCUCCGGAAGGUGAAUGUUGAUGCACCUGUGCUUGAAUACAAGGAUGCAGUGCAUGAAUUUGCGACACUUGAUGUACUUAUUAAAAGCCCUCAGGCCCAGGUUUGUGCUGAGGACAUUGCUAUCUGGGUCAAGAAGUAUAUUUCACGUAGAGGUCAUGAAUUCUCUUACUGAGUAGGAUAUAAAAAAUUAAGAUGAUCACGAAGGGUGGGAUCUUUUCCGGUAAGUUUCAAAUCAGCUCAGAUCACUGUGUUGCUGCUGUUACCUUGGGGAUCUGUGAUAUAUUACUUGAUUCAUUUUGAUGCUUGAUAAGGUGUUAGAUGUACAUUGGUUCGAUGUUUUGCCACCUUCUACUUCUUUUUUUGUAAGAUAGUGUUUGUCAAAGGUAGGAUUAGUUGAGCUAGGGAGAUACAUUCUCUUCAUGCAUAUGAAAAUUGGAUGUACCUGUGCCAUUUUUUCCUGUGUAUUAUGUACUAUUUCUCAUGAAAAUAUAUAAAUUUUUAAUGAACA
Molecule: messenger RNA, 2162 nt
Organism: Arachis duranensis
Lineage: Eukaryota; Viridiplantae; Streptophyta; Magnoliopsida; Fabales; Fabaceae
Product: probable carboxylesterase 11
Exons: 2
Coding region: 405-1826 (473 amino acids)
Molecular function (GO): hydrolase activity
Source: RefSeq, a predicted model, not a curated record